CUGUUGUUCUGCAUGGGGAGAAUCGGGGUAGGAAAGGCUGAGGUGAUUCACACAUGAGUCAACAGCUAUCAGCUAUAUAAGCCUGACCACUCAUGGAGCCCGGGCAUCACACAGACAUCAGAUUGCAAAGGUGUUGAAGACCGCUCAACGCAAGAAGCAUGCAUUUUCCAGCUCUUCACUUCUCCUGCAUUUUGGGCGCGCUGAGUCUGGUGCACGCCAUCCCCGUUCAUCAGGACAUCCUAAUAAAAAACUUGGUCAAACUGCAGGCAGACACCAUCGUCCUCAGAAUCAAGGAUCACAAUGAGAAGCUGAAACUAUCCCCAAAGCUCCUCAUUGGCGAUCCAGACCUUUACCCUGAAGUUCCUGCUGAUAAACCUAUCCAAGGUCUCGGGUCUAUUGUGGACACCGUAACUACCUUCCAGAAGGUUCUUCAAAAGCUGCCCAAGGGGCAUGUGAGCCAGAUACGGAAUGAUUUGUCCACACUUCUGGGUUACCUAAAGGAUAGAAUGACAUCUAUGCGAUGCACACUUAAGGAGCCAGCUAACGAGAGGUCGCUAGACGCUUUCUUGGAGGACAACGCCACCCACCACGUUACUUUUGGGAAGCUAAAAAUCCCGCCGCGACGUCAUGGCAUGCCAAACAAUCUGUCCUUACUACGUAAGAUACGUACAAUCCGAUACCUGCACACAUUGCCAUGUCAUGUUUCAUGCCGUCUGCAGGAUGAUGUAAGCAUUUGCUGAGCAUGCUCGAUGAUGUCACUGUGUUUACCAGAAACGAGGUCAGACUCUGCUGGGAAGCUGGAAUCAUGUUCCCGUUUUACUUCUUGCUGCAACACCAGCAUUGUACACUCUCAGGCAAAAAGAUACAAAAGCGGUUACCGAGGCAGUACAUUUUCGAAAGUAAUAUACAUCAUUAGUUCAGGUUCUGUACCUUUAAGGUUCUUAUAUGCACCCUUUAGUGGUAAAUAAGGUAUAUCCGUACCAUUUGAAAGUGUACUGCUUCAGUGAUGGUUUCUGUACCUUUUUUUCUGCAAGCAUGGGAGGGGAUAACUCAUAUUUUCCUACACAGUAUAUGAAUCUAUGCACUUUGAAUAUCCCGACUAUUGUUAGUUUUGUAUUUUGUGUAUUGAUGCCAUUGAUCUUUUUUAAUAAAAUGUUACCAAUAAAAGAAAUUCUAAAUUA
This is a messenger RNA of Puntigrus tetrazona (Sumatra barb), 1181 nucleotides long. It is a transcript of the gene lepa, whose product is annotated as leptin a. Gene Ontology annotation, cellular component: extracellular region. Gene Ontology annotation, molecular function: hormone activity. NCBI's taxonomy places the organism in Eukaryota, Metazoa, Chordata, Actinopteri, Cypriniformes, Cyprinidae. Bases 159 to 740 code for a protein of 193 amino acids. The record is from RefSeq and is a predicted model, not a curated record. Gene Ontology annotation, biological process: signal transduction. The transcript is spliced from 4 exons.